UAGGCCAGGCCUGCAGGAUACAUGAGUAUGCUUAGUUUCUACAGGACAUUUGUUUUUCCAAACUCCUCCUCUUUCCAAAAUUUGGCAAGCGUAAGUCCUUUUCAACUCGGCAUGAACCCACAAGUGUGCUUGUGUGGCUCACAGGCUUCAGAUCAGGCCCCGCCCACACUUAGACAAGACUUGGCCCCGUCGCGCUGUUGGCUUUGGUUGGAGUGGCUUGUCUGAGCCACUAGCCCAGGGCCCACUCUGCCUCCUCCCCUAAAGGGAACCGACGGGCUGCGCAGGGCCAGAGCCGAGCACAAGGAAGAGAGUUUGGAGUGCCCAGGGGAGUUGGGCCGCAGGAGGAAAGGAACCAGAGGACAGGGACCUCCACUCCAAGUUUGUGUGGCCGCCGCCGCACCCGGGGGUCCUGCCCCGCAGCGCACUGCAGCAGCUGGACUUCAGCCCGCCGGAGGAAUGGGACUCUCGGUCCGGGUCCGAGGCGGGAGCUAGAGGCUCGGCUGGAGGCCGGGGAGGAACUUCUUUCUCGAGCUGUCGCCUUGGGCCCUCAUUGUCUGCGGGAACCCUCCGGAAUCCGGAGGGGAAGGACAGGAUUGCUCUUCCACUGGGAUUCGGCCAGAGUUCUGGCGGCAGCUGCAGCGGCGGGUGCAGAGUCUCCCUUUGUCCUCCUAGGACCUCCCUCCCAGCCCUUCUCCCUCCCUCUGUCAGUUAGUGGGUUCCGCUGCCCCAGGCGCCGGCGCCCUAACUGCUGGCUGCACCCCCCCCCCCCCCCGGGUCCCUGGUAACUCCUACCACUGUAGCGUCCCGGAGCCGAGCCGAGGGGACUGACUGCGAGCAGGACGGAGUCCCAGGGCCCUGGCCGCAGGAUGGUGGCGCGACUGUCCCCGGCCCGCAGUCCCGGGAGCUGGCUGGUCCCGGGGCUGUGGCUGCUGGCGCUCAGUUGUCCUGGGGGGCUGCUGAGCGCCCAGGAGCAGCCCUCCUGCAGAGGUGCCUUUGAUCUCUACUUUGUCUUGGACAAAUCUGGGAGUGUGGCAAAUAACUGGGUUGAAAUUUACAAUUUUGUCCAGCAACUUACAGAGCGAUUUGUGAGCCCUCAAAUGAGAUUAUCUUUCAUUGUGUUUUCUUCUCAAGCAACCAUUAUUUUGCCAUUAACUGGAGACAGAGGCAAAAUCAGUAAAGGCUUGGAGGAUUUAAAACGUGUUGUUCCAACAGGAGAGACAUACAUCCAUGAAGGACUAAAGCUAGCAAAUGAACAAAUUGAGAAAGCAGGAGGCUCAAAAACCUCCAGUAUCGUCAUCGCUCUGACAGAUGGUAAGUUGGACGGUCUGGUGCCAUCAUAUGCAGAGAAAGAGGCAGACUUAUCCAGGUCAUUUGGGGCCAGAGUUUAUUGUGUUGGUGUCCUUGAUUUUGAACAAGCUCAGCUCGAAAGAAUUGCUGAUUCCAAGGAACAAGUUUUUCCUGUCAAAGGUGGAUUUCAGGCUCUUAAAGGAAUAAUUAAUUCUAUACUAGCUCAGUCAUGCACUGAAAUCCUGGAACUGCAGCCCUCAAGUGUAUGUGUGGGGGAGGAAUUUCAAAUUGUUCUGAAGGGAAGAGGAUUCAACUUGGGCAGUCGCAGCGGCAGCGUUCUCUGUACUUACACAGUAAAUGACACCUACACAAAGAAUGUAAAGCCAGUAAGUGUGGAGCUUAAUUCUAUGCUUUGUCCUGCACCUACCCUGAAUAAAGUUGGAGAAACACUUGAUGUUUCAGUGAGCUUUAAUGGAGGAAAAUCUGUCAUCUCGAGCUCACUGAUAGUCACAGCCACAGAAUGUUCUAGUGGAAUUGCAGCCAUCAUCGUCAUUUUGGUGUUGCUGCUGCUCCUGGGCAUCGGCUUGAUGUGGUGGUUCUGGCCCCUUUGCUGCAAAGUGGUCAUCAAGGAUCCUCCUCCACCACCACCCCCUGCACCAAAAGAGGAGGAAGAAGAACCUCUGCCUAACAAGAAAUGGCCAACUGUGGAUGCUUCUUAUUAUGGCGGUCGAGGGGUUGGAGGAAUUAAAAGAAUGGAGGUUCGCUGGGGUGAUAAAGGAUCUACUGAGGAAGGUGCAAGGCUAGAGAAAGCCAAAAAUGCCGUGGUGACUAUUCCCGAAGAAACAGAGGAACCCGUCAGGCCCAGGCCACCUCGACCCAAACCCAUCCACCAGCCUCCUCAGACGAAGUGGUACACACCAAUUAAGGGCCGGCUCGAUGCGCUCUGGGCUUUGCUGCGGCGGCAGUACGACCGGGUUUCCUUGAUGCGACCUCAGGAAGGAGACGAGGUUAGAAUGUGGGGAUGUGUUGGGAAAGAGCUGACGGCUUGGGUCCGUUUAAUGAAAGUAGUGAAAUAAUAAUAAAAAAGAAUUGAAAGUCCCAUUACACUUGAGGAAAGAAUUAUCAUCUCAUGCAAAUUCCUAUUACAUAGGGUGCUUAUUCAAUUAUUAUCUAUUGUUGGAAUACAUCUUGAAGAUGCAGUUUGACACAAGUCCCUUUUCAAAUAAUACAUUAAAAAUCACGGUCUAUUGUUCACAUGCUUUAAUAAGCACACUCGUUGCUUCAGCCUUUGACUUGGACGACAUCACCUUCUGAGCUUUACCUAGUGAGUGGACAGACUAGGGAUAGGAAUAGAAGUCUUUCUCCAGCAUAUACUAACAAUGAGGCCUGGAGAACAGGCCUCAGAACCUCCACUUCUUUCAGUAUAACUUUGUUACUUUCCUACCUCCAACAGUUGAUGGAAUCUAAUUUCUUGAAUAUAUGAAAGUGCCCUUAAAAGUAUUAUAGAAAUAUUUACAUUUACACAUAUGUAUUAAAUAGCUAUAAAUAUACACGUGUGUGUGUGUGUGUGUGUGUGUGCAUUUUUUCUACUGAGGAAUCCUUUUUGAAGCUUUUUGUUUUUGGAAAUUUGUGUAGAAUUACCCCAAUUUUAUAAUUUGUUUGAAAUAUUAGCCUUAUUUCCUGUUAUGCCAAUGUAAGAAAAAUUAGUUAAAACCUUUUGAUGUGAAACAAUGACAAGUUUGGCUUAGAAACACCCCAGUGAUGGUGAUAAUAACAGGAUCUCUUCAUUAUGUGUCAGCAUUGGGUUCAUUCAGGUCCUACAGGCUGUUUUUUUUUUUUUUUUUUUUAAGGAGGAAAUAAUUGAUGAGAUGCAUAUUUAUUUUACAGUGCCAAGCUGUUAUAUUUAGUGUUAUAUGAAUCUAUGUUGGUUUUUAAAUUAUGAAAACAUCUAAAUCUUAAAAUUUUACUUCUAUGAAUUGAGGGUAGUAUUAAAACCAUCUGAGUUAGGAAAUUCAACUUGAGAAAAUAUUCCUGGAAUAUUCCCAGCAGAUCACUUACCCUUUGCUAGGACCACAGGUAGACAGAACCAGGUGGUUCAUGAAGCAGCCUCUUUCAUUGCCAGACUAUUGUGGUUAACAGAAUGUACCCAUAUUUAGUGAACUCUGUGCCCUUGUUAAAUGCUUGCAUCACUUGGAGUUCUGCUUCUGCAACAACAUAUCACCACUCCACUUACCCUUCUAUAUACUAGACUUUUACUUUAUGCUUUAAAGUAGUUUUCAUGACAUCUUAAUUUUAUACCAUCUUAGUUUUCUCUCCUUCAUGUUAGACAUUAGUUCAUUUGUUCAAUAAUUUUCACCUUUUUAAGUGUUGUGAAUUGCUAACACUGAAGAUGUAUUGGCCAGUAAAAACAGACAAUGGUUCCAGCACUCUUGCCAAUACUUUAUAUAUUCUUUUAACUCUCAUAAUUCACAUUUAUUUUUUUGGUCUUUCAACAUUCCUACUACUAUUGAUUUAAUUUAAUAAUUUUUGUAUUAUAAAUAUGUACAAAUAAUGGCAUCAGGUAAUACUAAGGGUGGGGUGGGGUGGAGAGUGAUACAAACUAUAGCCUUCGUCCUUAAGAAACCUGAAAUUUGUUUGGGAAACAAGACAUAUAUAAAAAUAAUGUUUUUUCCAGAAUGUGAUCUGGGCCAUAGUGUAGGUAGGUAUCAAGUGCUCUUGAGUGCAUUCAGCAAGAGAGAUUAACUGUUUUUGGAUGAAUUUGGGAAUGCUUCUUCAAAAACAUAGGCCUUAUAUCUUUGAAAAUAGGUAGGAUUUCCUCAGGUGGAGUUACAUAGAAUGAGCAUUUCCACUGAUGAAGCAUCAUGAGCAAAGUCUCUGAGGCGGCCAAGAAUACAGUGAUUUGUGGAUUACUAGGUAGUCUGGAGGUUGGGGGUUAAAACCAGAAUAGGUUGGGAACAGAACAGAUCUUUGAAUUUGGGUAAGUUGAUACAUUUGGAUUUUAAAAUGAUUCAUUACUCUUGUUCAUUCAACAAUAUUUAUAUAGUGCCUAAUAUGUACCAAGAACCUUGUUAAGACACCAAAUAAAUGUAGCAUUCUUCUUAAAUUAUAGUGCUGGAAUAUGCCACAUAUUGUCCAAAAGGUGAAAUUAGUGUUUAUUUUUCCAUGGUGAAAGACUAAUGCUUCCAUUAUUUUACUAAGAUUUCAUUUGGUUUUUAGUAAUUGGGCACACUUUCAUUUAAUAUAGUCCUAAAGUCUUCUAUUCUAACUCUUAAGGUCAAAUUGUUUCAAAAUU
Molecule: messenger RNA, 4579 nt
Organism: Molossus molossus (Pallas's mastiff bat)
Lineage: Eukaryota; Metazoa; Chordata; Mammalia; Chiroptera; Molossidae
Gene: ANTXR2
Product: ANTXR cell adhesion molecule 2
Exons: 16
Coding region: 867-2363 (498 amino acids)
Cellular component (GO): membrane
Molecular function (GO): signaling receptor activity
Source: RefSeq, a predicted model, not a curated record